AUGGCGAUUCCGGGUGUCUCAGGGCUGGCGGUAGCCCUGACUCGGACUCUGACUCUGGCGCUGGCUACAUUGGGGGCUGCUUUGCCGGGUUCAUCAGCAGCAGCAGCAGCAGCAGCAUCCUCAUUCUCCUCUUCAGUUCAUGUUACCUUACACACUACUCCCUCUUCUUCUGCUUCUGCUUCUGCUUAUCCCUUCAUCCCAACCGUCACCCUUCAUCCCCAAUCCCGACCCCAAUCUGCCAACAAAACCAUCAUCAUCGGCCGCUCCCUUCCCGAAUUCAACCAGGACCUCUUCCUCGGCAUCAAAUUCGCCAACGAGCCCGUCCGCUUCACGCCCUCCGUGCUGAAGUCCACAUACACCGCGGAGGACAGCAACUCCGGCCCGUAUGACCCGUCUGCAUUGGGGGUGUCCUCCACCUCCACUUCAGAUACGAUCCUCUACAACGCAACCGAAUACGGCUACGACUGUCCCGGCUACGGCUCCGACGACGACGAGCUCGAAGAACUCGGCUGGGUCAAGUACAGCGAGGACUGCCUGAAUCUGAAUGUCGUUCGGCCGCAGGGUGAACAGGGGACGUUGUUGCCUGUCAUGGUGUGGAUUUUUGGAGGUGGGUGGAUGGAGGGGGCGACGGCUGAUCCGAGGUAUAACAUGAGUUACAUCCUGCGUCAGGGCGCAGUAAAUGGGAAGCCGGUGAUCGGCGUCUCGAUCAAUUACCGGGUUGCGAUGUUUGGGUUUUUGGAUUCGGAGGAGGUCAUGGCAUCCGGCAACACCAACCUCGGUCUUCGAGACCAGCGCGUCGCCAUGCACUGGGUGAAGCAGAAUAUCGCGGCCUUCGGGGGCGAUCCGGAGAAGAUCACUAUCUGGGGGGAGUCGGCAGGUGCAUACAGUGUGGGUGCACACCUGGUGACUAAUGAUGGUGAUGAUGAGGGUCUUUUUCGGGCUGCUAUCAUGGAGUCUGGAAACGCAGUCGGGCCUCCCUGGAAUGGCACGGACUGGUACCAGCCUAUGUAUGAUGAGCUGGUGAAUAAGACUAACUGCACCACCUCCCUCGACACCCUGCAAUGCCUCCGCGACGUCCCCUUCCCCACCUUCUACAACCUCGCCUACAACGGGCUCGAAUGGUUCGGCACCAUUGACGGCACCUUCAUCAAAGAAUUCCCGCAGAUCAGCAUCACGGAGGGCCGCUUCGCCAAAGUGCCCAUCCUGCAUGGCACCAACACCGACGAGGGAGUGAGCUUCGGGACAACGGGGACGGACACGGAUGCGGGGUGUAUUGAGCAGUUGAUGGCAUCCAAAAGAUGGGUCCUCACAGAAACCGAAGCAACCACCAUCCUCUCGCUGUACCCCAACAUCUCGGCGCUGGGCUGUCCCUACGGCUGGGGAAACACCACCUGGCCGUCCAAGGGCUACGAAUACAAGCGGUACGAGUCCAUCGCGGGUGACCUAGCCAUGUACGCGCCCCGUCGUCUGCUGGGCACGCACAUGGCGCAGUAUGAGCCGAACGUCUACGCUUACCGGUGGGAUGUCGCCGCGCUGAAUGAUUCGAGUACCAUUGGGGUGGAGCAUUUUGCUGAGAUCCCCUUCGUCUUCGCCAACCCGGUCCAGAACAUCACCGCACUGGGAUCGGAUCCUGCGCGUCUGGAACUGGGCGAUCUGGCCGCGAGGAUGUGGACGGCUUUUGCGACGGAUUUGGAUCCGAAUGGGCAUGGGGUAUCCAACAUCCCCACAUGGCCAACAUACAAUCCCUCUGAUCCCCAAGACUUUGUCUUCCAGCUUCCCAGGACGGACAGUUAUGUGGAGGCGGAUACGUAUCGCGCGGAGGGCAUGGCGUAUAUUAAUUCGAUUGCGCGGUGA
Aspergillus heteromorphus CBS 117.55 is the source of this 1854-nucleotide messenger RNA. Its product is annotated as putative triacylglycerol lipase (LipA). The transcript has 9 exons. The record is from RefSeq and is a predicted model, not a curated record. Bases 1 to 1854 code for a protein of 617 amino acids. Lineage: Eukaryota; Fungi; Ascomycota; Eurotiomycetes; Eurotiales; Aspergillaceae.